AUGGAUAUUAGCCCUGUUGGAAUUGCCAAGGCUGUUAUCCCUAAUUUCCCUCUAGUAAUAAAGACAGCCGUUUUAGCAUUGCUUUCUCGGUCCCCAAAUGCUUCGGUCCAGGAUGUCAUCACUGAAGUCAUAGUAGUGACUGCAAGACCUAUGCUUAGCACUCCGGCGGCUAUCUUGAAAUCUCAAAUACAAUCUCAAAUAGACUGGGGAGUAUGGGGACCAAUGUGGAUUGCGAAGUAUACCAUACCAAGACCUCAAGAUGAUUGCCAUGACAACGAAAGAGUCUAUGGUGUUAGAAAUGCUUUAGUGAAAGCAAUAAAGGAGCUUGGGGCCGGAGAUAAUGCUUUCGAUCUACCAGAAAUUGUCGAUGUGCAAGCUGAGUGGACAGGCCAUCGUAGUGGAGUCUCAACUCUUGCUCGUCGACUAAACAUAUCUGAGUGUAAACAGUAUGAGAUGAUGAUGAAAGAAGUGGCUCCGAACAGUCCCACGAUUCUUUAUUUUCAUGGCGGAGCUUUCUGUCUCAUGGAUCCUGUUACUCACCGACCGGCAACAUCUGCGUUGGCUCAACAAACUGGUGGCCGUUGCUUUUCAGUUCGAUAUCGACUGGCACCCCAAGAUCCAUUUCCAUCGGCACUUUUAGAUGCGUUCAUCGCUUAUCUAUCAUUGAUAUCGCCUCCGCCUGGCUCUUUCCAUGAACCUGUUCCUCCCAAAAAUAUUAUUUUCUCGGGUGACUCAUCAGGGGCAGGAUUAGCGACAUCGCUUUUGCUACUAUUGACAACUUUGAAUCGUAUGAGGAUUGACCAUAUUCAUUUUAAUGGAGUGAAUGUGCCAAUCGAUGCGACCGAAGUUGCUGGCCUUGCCAUUACUUCGCCUUGGCUUGAUAUUUCCCGAUCCCUCCCUUCCGUACUGAGGAACAUUCAGUACGAUAUAAUAGCACCACCUUCAUCAGAUUACACAAUGCCUCAUCCCAGAUUUCCUCACGAUUCGGUCUGGCCAGCCCGAUCACCUCGUGUUGAGACCUAUUGCGAGUCACCAAUGGUCACUCAUCCUCUCGUCAGCCCUCUUGCGGCUAAGAGAGAGCACUGGCGUGGUGUGGCACCAGUCUACGUAAGUGUAGGUUGGGAGAGUAUGCAAGAUGAAGCAGAGGUUUUCACGCGUAGAUUGCACGAGGCCGGAGGGACAGUCAUAUUCGAUGGGUAUGUGGGUAUGCCGCAUUGCUUUGCUCUCAUGCCGUGGAAUCAAGCUGGAAGAACUGCUUUUGAGAAUUGCGCGAAUUUUUGUGUAGAGGCGGUUCAAGGUAAAAUUAAGAGCACUAAUUUUGGUUCAUGGACAGAUAAAGAUGGAAACGUCGAGACGGUUGAGCUGGGAAAACUAGGAAUGAGGAACAAUGAACGGAAAGUGGACCUUGACGACGUCCUCGUAAAUAAACUUCUAGAAAAACAAAGAAGGUGGAGGGUCGACCUGGAAAAGAAAUUAAGGAACUGCGAAAAAGGCGAAACAAUAAAGAUAAAUUCAAUCAGGAAUGGCAAGUAA
This is a messenger RNA of Botrytis sinoallii, 1533 nucleotides long. RefSeq lists its product as uncharacterized. Gene Ontology annotation, molecular function: hydrolase activity. The record is from RefSeq and is a predicted model, not a curated record. The coding region runs from base 1 to 1533 and encodes 510 amino acids. The transcript is spliced from 2 exons. Lineage: Eukaryota; Fungi; Ascomycota; Leotiomycetes; Helotiales; Sclerotiniaceae.